AUGACCGAAGCGGAAACUGACACCGAGAAUGUUCCUCAAUCGAAGUAUACCAAGGAUAAAAAGGUCGGUGAAGGGACAUAUGCUGUGGUUUAUUUAGGAGUUCAAAAGCAUACCAAGAGGAAAAUAGCCAUCAAAGAAAUCAAAACCGGAUUAUUUAAAGAUGGAUUGGAUAUGUCUGCAUUAAGAGAAGUCAAAUACUUACAGGAGCUCAGACACCCCAAUGUAAUUGAGCUUGUUGAUGUUUUUGGUACUUCCAAUAAUUUGAACUUGGUAUUAGAGUUUUUACCCUGUGAUUUAGAAGUGUUGAUAAAGUCUAAAGAUAUUAUGUUUCUGGCAGCUGAUAUCAAGUCGUGGCUACUAAUGACAUUCAGAGGUCUUCAUCAUUGUCAUCGGAUGUCUAUCUUACAUCGAGAUUUGAAGCCAAACAAUUUAUUACUAGCACCAGAUGGUCAGUUAAAGAUUGCUGAUUUUGGUUUGGCUCGAGGCUUGGGUAACUUAAACGAAGAUCUUUCAUCUAAUGUGGUUACUCGAUGGUACAGAGCACCGGAAUUACUCUUUGGAGCUAAACACUAUACUGCAGCCAUUGAUAUUUGGUCGGUGGGGAUUAUCUUUGCGGAAUUGAUGUUAAGAAUUCCGUAUUUACCUGGGAAAGAUGAUGUUGAUCAACUUGAUGUUACUUUCAAGGCUUUAGGAACUCCAACAGAACAGAUAUGGCCUAAUGUUUCCAAUCUACCAUUGUAUAAUUCGCUUAGGGUGUAUCCUCCACCUUCAAGACAAGAACUACGGAAUAGAUUUAUUGCUGCUACUGAUAAGGCUCUUGAUUUGAUGAUCUCCAUGACUCAGUUGGAUCCCAGUAGACGGUGCAAUACCUCUCAAGCAUUGUUACAUGAAUAUUUCACAGAGUUACCAAGUCCGACAGACCCAAAGAACUUACCCAAGAAUAAACCGAAUGAGCCAACAGUAGAAUCCAAUGGUAAUACUACAAAGAGAAGGAAAGUAGAAUAA
Messenger RNA from Lizanozyma spartinae, 1005 nucleotides. RefSeq names its product TFIIH complex serine/threonine-protein kinase subunit (gene KIN28). Gene Ontology annotation, cellular component: transcription factor TFIIK complex; nucleus; cytoplasm. The coding region runs from base 1 to 1005 and encodes 334 amino acids. Lineage: Eukaryota; Fungi; Ascomycota; Pichiomycetes; Serinales; Debaryomycetaceae. Gene Ontology annotation, biological process: positive regulation of transcription by RNA polymerase II; protein phosphorylation. Gene Ontology annotation, molecular function: ATP binding; cyclin-dependent protein serine/threonine kinase activity; RNA polymerase II CTD heptapeptide repeat kinase activity. The record is from RefSeq and is a predicted model, not a curated record. The transcript has a single exon.